AUGUACACUCGCUACAUCGACGAUGUGUUCAUGUUAUGGACUGGGUCACGUGAGGCGUUCAUAGACAUGAUGCAUCAAGUAAACUUGAUGAAUGAUUCCAUCAAAUUCACUUUUGACAUACAGGCAGAGACCAUUAAUUUCUUGGAUGUAAAAAUUGUUAGAAAAGAUGGCACAUUCAUCACCUCCAUUUACCAAAAACCGACUGAUGUUAACAUUUUACUGUUGGCCUCUAGCCACCAUCCAAAACCUUUGAAGAAUGGGCUUCCGUACUCACAGUACCUUCGGAUUUUGUCUCUCAAAAUGACCCUCAAAGACCUUAUCUAUCCGAACAACCCUAAGAAGAGAGAGGAAAUAGCUAGACUGCACUGUGAACUUCUCCACUGUAUGAGAAGAAACUUCCAGCUAACCAAAAAACUAAUUUUGAUUCUCAACAAACAUUUUGGUUGCCAAUUGAGAAUUCCAGAGAUUAAAGACAAUGCAAGCAUAAAAGAGAAUUGUCACAACUUUAUAAAAAAUAUGACUGACAUCCAGGAUGAAGUGCAAAAGAUUGAUAACCAGCUGAAGAUCCUCCUGGAACCUACUCUAUAUGAGAAACUUCAUGACAUCAAGGAGUCAGAAUCAAGUAAAAUAGAGAUUGCCCAGAAGGUUGUCUCUAUUAUUUUAAGUAAGGCCACAGCUUCAACCACUGCUUUCAUUGUUAAGUUGAUCAGCUCCAAUAUCACAACCGUUUUGGCUAAUAAAUUGAUUACUCUGUUGGCUGAAAUAGGUGCCUCUGUGCUUGGAGCAGUUGGCAUUGCUGUUCUUGGACUAGGAAUUGAUGUAAUCAUUGGUGCCAUUCUGGGAGCUGUUGAGAGAGACCAACUUGAACGCUCAGUAAAAGAAUACGAAAUGUACCUAGCUGAGUUCAAGCCAGCAUCUGAGUCCUAUCAAGACGCAAUUUUGUGUGUGACUUCAAAGUUAGAAAAUAUGUUUCAGCCUGAGUGAUUGUCUCCUUAUCAAAAUACAUUCUGACCAGAAGGACAAUUUACAGAGAUGCAGUACAAGAACCCAACAAGAGCUAUUGUGAUUUCAUGAGAGUCUGUAACCAAUUACAAAUUACUCCUACAGAUGUUCCAUUGGCAAGGAUCUAUUCACAAUUCUAAAUACAAUUUACUUUCAAAGGGGAUCAUGGACGGUGGUAAAGACCUGAACAUUUUCAUACAAUUAAUAAUUAUUUAAACAUUUACACACACAGUGCUUCCAAGAGUUCUGUGUAGUCAUGCUAUCUUAGGGGCUUGGUUAUGCCAUCCAGACAGGCCCCCAAUGAGCUUCUAUACAGUCCUGCCUCCCUCUCCCCCUUCUUGGCA
Molecule: messenger RNA, 1346 nt
Organism: Pseudophryne corroboree (corroboree frog)
Lineage: Eukaryota; Metazoa; Chordata; Amphibia; Anura; Myobatrachidae
Gene: SMCO3
Product: single-pass membrane protein with coiled-coil domains 3
Exons: 2
Coding region: 1-984 (327 amino acids)
Source: RefSeq, a predicted model, not a curated record